AUGAAGAAACAUCAGAGGUUGUGUUUUCUUCUCUGGACGAGUGUUUGCUGCGUCGCUCCGACGCGUUGUUGGCACGACUUGGACAACAGCGAGUACGACUGUUGGCCUCUCGACAAACCCAACGACCAGAACAUGAUCGACUGUGGAGGUCUGGAAAUGGCCUGGGUGGUGCGUCCACCUGAGACAGUGAAGAGCGGCGAGGUGUUCGGUGUCACGUACUCGGUCACCGCGCGGGACUCUUUCUACGACUGGGCGGUCAAAAACCACAUCUUCACACACAGUUCCAUCGCGAGUGCGGAAGCAGCUCGGAGGUUCUGCGAACACAGCGACUGUCCGGCCAACUGGAAAGACGCAGACGGAGAGAACUGCUGCAUCCAUCACGCCAACAUCCACUCCUGUCCGCUGGGAUACAUGACAACGGAGAGCAUCUGCGGUCCCUGGAUUCCGGACGACGGAAAAAUCUUCACGCACACCAUCUCCACGUCUGGCAAAAUGACACAGACCAACUGGUCAGCGAAGGUGGUUUUGAUCCAUCCAGGUCUAACCUCACUCAUCGCUCACAUACGAGUCGGUGAGAUGCAGGUGGCUCUGGAGGCCAAGAGCAACGUACUUCCUGCUGUGGUUUGUGGAGACAGCGUCUGUGAGGAGGCGGAGCUUUGUUCCAUUUGCCCGGCUGACUGUGGCCAAUGCCCAAUGGCUCCGACCACCAAGUUGUCCAUUGGCCUCCCGCUCAGCUCCCUCUGCCUUUGCUUCAUACUGACCGCUGUGUGGCUGAGGUACCAGAAACAGAAACUGCUGUGGGACGAGAGCUGGAUCAUCGACUUCUGGACAAUAAAACAAGACCAUGAGGCUCGUUUGACCACGGGCAGUAUCAUGAGUGUACCGAUGGCGCACAGUGACAGUAAUACCAGCUGUAUGACUGCUCUCAGUUCGUGUGUGGGACAACCGGGGAACCGGAAAACACUGUUCACCUGCACCGGGAUUUAUGACGGCAGAACGGUGGCCAUAAAGAAGAUUCAAACAAAGACAUUCUCUCUGUCCAGAACCAUCAGACAGGAAGUCAAACAAAUCCGGGAACUCGAUCACCCAAACCUUUGUAAGUUCAUUGGAGGAUGUGUUGAGGUUCCAAACAUCGCCAUAGUGACCGAGUACUGUCCGAAAGGAAGCCUUAACGACAUUCUCCUGAACGAGGAAAUCCCUCUCAACUGGGGCUUCCGGUUUUCCUUCGCCACAGACGUCGCCAGAGGGAUGUCGUACCUUCACCAACACAGGAUCUGCCACGGUCGACUCAAGUCCAUGAACUGUGUCGUAGACGACCGCUGGGUUUGUAAAAUAACAGAUUUCGGACUGAGGACGUAUCGCAGGAAUGACGGGGCGGAGCCUCUCUCCACCUAUCACCAGAGACUCAUGGAGGUGUACAUGCCACCCGAGUUUCAAAACACAAACAUGGAGCCAACACUGGCUGGAGACGUGUUUAGUUAUUCCAUCAUCCUCUUGGAGAUCGCGACUCGCAACGACCCUGUCCCUGCAGAAGAGUCUAACCUGGAGUCCACCUGGUGUCCUCCUCUACCUGAGCUGAUCUCCAGCAAAUCCGACAACAACUGUCCAUGUCCUGCUGACUAUGUAGAGCUGAUCCGACGAUGCCGCUCUCAUAACCCUGUCCAGCGACCCACGUUUGACCAAAUCAAGAAGUUUGUCCAACGCGUCAACCCCGUCAAAGUCAGCCCGGUGGACAUGAUGAUGAACCUGAUGGAGAAGUACAGUAAACAUCUGGAGGUGUUGGUGGCCGAGCGAACUCAAGAUCUGAUGCUUGAGAAACAGAAAACCGACCGGCUGCUCUACAGUAUGCUUCCUAAGCAGGUAGCUGAUGAUCUACGUCAGGGUAAACCACUGCAGGCUCAGAGUUACGUCAGCGCUACUGUCUUCUUCAGUGACAUUGUGGGCUUCACGCAGCUCUCCUGCAGCAGCACUCCGUACCAGGUCGUGGAUUUCCUCAACAAACUCUACACGACAUUUGAUGACAUCAUCGACAACUACGACGUCUACAAGGUGGAAACCAUCGGAGACGCGUACAUGGUGGUGUCGGGCGUGCCGCAGGAGAACGGUAUCCUGCACGCCUCGGAGAUCGCCAGCAUGGCUCUGGACCUGGUGGGCGUCUGUCGCACCUUCAGGAUCCCUCACAAGCCCAGCAUGCAGCUGCAGAUACGAGCCGGGAUUCACUCCGGUCCACUGGUCGCCGGGGUUGUUGGUACGAAGAUGCCUCGUUACUGUCUCUUUGGAGACACGGUCAACACGGCGUCCAGGAUGGAGUCCACCAGCCUCGCUCUGAAGAUCCAGUGCAGCUCCAGUGUGUUUUACCUGCUGGAGGAGAUCGGAGGCUACGUGCUGGAGUGUAGAGGAACACUGCAGGUCAAGGGUAAAGGCGACAUGAUCACUCACUGGCUGGUGGGGAAGCAGACGUCGCUGGUCUCCAGGGACACCAAGACCACCAAACACAUCACCAUGGAGACAGAGACAGCGAUGAAAGAGAAAGAGAGGGAGCUGUACGCGCCCAUACCCGGGUUCCUGAACAACGACGACCUGCUCCUGGAUCAGUCCUGAGUCCUGUAGUCUUUUUUUUGUUCACAGUUUCACAGUCCGGAAAACAAGUUACAUUUGUAACGUGAUACAUGUUGUUAUUUAUAUGUAUUUGUGUGUUCAGAUUGUUUUAACCCUUUAAACCGGAAGGUGUGGUUACUGUGUCUGGACCAGACCUGAGACACUUCAAAAAAACAAAAAAACAGAUUUUU
This is a messenger RNA of Solea senegalensis (Senegalese sole), 2789 nucleotides long. Its product is annotated as atrial natriuretic peptide receptor 1-like. Gene Ontology annotation, molecular function: protein kinase activity; ATP binding; guanylate cyclase activity. The record is from RefSeq and is a predicted model, not a curated record. NCBI's taxonomy places the organism in Eukaryota, Metazoa, Chordata, Actinopteri, Pleuronectiformes, Soleidae. Bases 1 to 2601 code for a protein of 866 amino acids. The transcript has 23 exons. Gene Ontology annotation, biological process: receptor guanylyl cyclase signaling pathway; cGMP biosynthetic process; intracellular signal transduction.